Molecule: messenger RNA, 3709 nt
Organism: Labrus bergylta (ballan wrasse)
Lineage: Eukaryota; Metazoa; Chordata; Actinopteri; Labriformes; Labridae
Source: RefSeq, a predicted model, not a curated record
CUGUGUAGUGUCGCUGCGCUAUCAAAUCCAUCGCUCCCGAUUUUUGUCAUGUUUUGAGAGUCACAGAGGAGCUUUUUUACCCGACAACUGGAAUACGAGGAGACGCCACCACACAUUGCCGCCACCAGUGGAGUCUACGUUUGAAGGGUGUUUGAAUUUUCUGCGGGAAUUGACCAAGUAGGAUCAACCAAAUGCCCCCCAGUCGGCGAGAAUAGCCCUCCGGUUCCCACAUCACCGCCACAUCCAUGUUGACUGCGGCAGCCCUCGCACUGGUCCGGGGCUACAAACACCACCAACCCUUUGUUCUUCCGUGCGCAAGAUCCAGCGACAUUGUAGCAGCUUGUGGAAGUGCCAUCGCAGAAAUACAAUGAUACAUCCCUGGUUCAGUUUGGAGGAUUGUUUACGCGUUAAAAUGGCUGCUGAAGUGGCAUUUGGAAGAAAGUGGUCUUGAAUCAAUGCAGUAACGUUACAUUACCCAGCAGAGGCCAAACUGCACAUAAGCUACAUUGGCUAAUAAAUAAUGUGUUGACUAGUCACAUUAUUAAACGAGUCAGCUCCUGAAAUAGCUUUUUAAAUUGUUUUUUUUCCCCAACAAGAGGUUAGGGGAAUUCCUCCCACUACAAAUCUAUGCAUGCGGUUAAAACAAGCAGCUUUGUCUUUAAAAAAAAAAAAAAAACCCACCUAGCCAAUUUAGCAUUUUCUUAGCCAUUUCGUGCAAAGCUUUUUUUGUAAACAGGCGUAGCUAAGCCCUAAUAUAAGUAUGCCGUGCGCUCGAAUAUGCAGGACUUCUUUGUUAUAAACAAAACUGCCUGAGUAGCCGAGGCUUUCUCUCUCUCUCUCUCUCUCGGUCUAAAAGCAGACCGAAAAAGGCCCCCGGUGUUUCACUCCGGCUUGGUCGACCCUGGAGCAAAGAAAAAAAUGGAUCCUGGGGGGAUAUGUAGGACGAAACUGUUUCUGUUCGGACCCAGACCGGCCGCACAAAGCAACAUGCGGGGUCUCAACACAUAUCUGGUGGUCUACGUUUUGUUUUGCUUCGUCCUGUUCACGCACGCCUCUCCGGCCAAACCGUGCGACAAGAAUUGCCUCUCUGGAAAAUGUGUCAACGGAUCCUGCGUCUGUGACCGAGGAUGGGUGGGAGACCAGUGCCAGCACUGCCAGGGGAGGUUCAAGUUGACGGAGCCCUCAGGAUACCUCACAGAUGGUCCAAUCAACUACAAGUACAAAACAAAGUGCACCUGGCUCAUCGAGGGCUAUCCAAAUGCGGUUCUUCGGCUAAGAUUUAACCACUUUGCCACAGAAUGCAGUUGGGACCAUAUGUACGUGUACGAUGGGGACUCGAUAUUUGCCCCUCUGGUUGCUGUUUUCAGCGGUCUCAUCGUGCUGGAAGUACGAGGAAAUGAGACGGUUCCUGAAGUUGAGACGACUUCAGGCUACGCACUACUACACUUUUUUAGCGAUGCUGCCUAUAACUUGACAGGAUUUGAAAUAUUUUACUCGGUCAACUCAUGUCCCAACAACUGCUCCGGCCACGGGAAGUGCACGCCUGGUAACUCGGCAGCCAGCAGAGUGUACUGUGAAUGCGACAAGUACUGGAAAGGGGAGGCCUGUGACAUCCCAUACUGCAGGAACAACUGCGGCAGCCCUGACCACGGGUACUGCGACCUCACCGGCGAGAAGUUGUGCGUCUGUAACGAGAGCUGGCAAGGCCCAGACUGCGCUCUAACCGUUCCCUCGACGGAGUCCUUCUGGGUCCUACCAAGCGUCAAACCCUUCGGGACAUCACUCGCCAGAGCUUCCCAUAAGGCCGUGGUGCAGGAGAAGGUCAUGUGGGUGGUGGGCGGAUACACCUUCAACUACAGCUCGUUCCAGAUGAUUCUCAACUACAACCUGGAGAGCGGCAUCUGGAACACAGUUCCCAUCAACAGCGGCCCUGUGCCAAGAUACGGCCACUCACUUGCUGCCUACCAGGAUGAUAUCUUUAUGUUUGGAGGGAAACUGGAGGCCGGCUGGGGGAACGUGACGGACGAGCUGUGGGCGUUCAACAUACUGAGUCGGACGUGGCAGCGGAGAAACCCCGCGGUCGGCCCUCAGGCUCAGAUUUACGCCGUGGAGGGUCACUCGGCUCACUGCGUCCUGCUGGAGGAGGGCGAGGCCGUUAUGCUGGUCAUCUUCGGCUACUCCUCCAUCUACAGCUACGUCAGCAACGUUCAGGAGUACAACCCGAAGUCCAACACGUGGUUAGUGCCUGAAACCAAAGGAGCUGUUCCUCAGGGAGGUUACGGUCACAGCAGCACAUACGAUGUCGCCAGUGGAAGCGUGUAUGUACACGGCGGCUACAAGGCGCUGCCCGCCAACAAAUUCGGCCUUGUGGACGACCUCUACCGAUAUGACGUUAAUGCCCGGACAUGGUUCAUUUUAAGAGAAAGCGGCUAUCCUCGGUACCUUCACUCGGCUGUGCUCCUCAGCGGUACCCUCCUCUUCUUCGGAGGCAACACACACAACGACACUUCCCUCAGCAAUGGGGCCAAGUGUUUCUCAGCGGACUUUCUCGCAUACGACAUCGCUUGUGAUGAGUGGACGCUGCUGUCUAAGCCAGACCUGCACCGGGACGUCAACCGCUUUGGUCACUCUGCUGUGGUCAGCAAUGGGUCCAUGUAUGUGUUCGGAGGCUUCUCUGGCAUGCUGCUCAACGAUGUGCUUGUUUACCGACCCCCCAGCUGCCAGGCCUUCUUGGCAGAGGAGGGUUGUGUGCAGGCCGGCCCAGGGGUCCGCUGCAUCUGGAGCAGUGGCCGCUGUCUCCCCUGGGAACCCAGCAUGGCCACUGAAAGCCUCGCGCCUGCCUCUUUCUGCCCCCCUAAAGCUGUCACAGUGGACGAGCGGUGCUAUCGGUUCUCAGACUGCGCCAGCUGUACAGCCAACACCAAUGGGUGCCAGUGGUGUGAUGACAAGAAGUGCAUCUCUGCUUCCAGCAACUGCACCUCUAACGUGAAGAACUUCACAGAGUGCCCUGUGAGGAACGAGCAGGAGUGCAGCAAGCUCGCAAACUGCAAGAGCUGCUCGCUAAAUCUCAACUGUCACUGGGACCAGAAUCAGUCAGAGUGUCACGCUUUACCUGCCCAGCAGUGCAGCGAGGGAUGGAGCCAGGUGGGGGAGGCCUGCCUGAGGAUCAACUCCAGCCGGGAGAGUUACGACAAUGCCCAACACUACUGCAAGAACCUCAACGGGAACAUCGCCUCGCUCACCACCUCCAAACAAGUGGACUUUGUGCUUGAGGAGCUUAAGAAGCUGCAGCAACAUGACAAGCGGCUGUCUCCCUGGGUGGGUCUGAGGAAAAUCAAUGUGUCAUACUGGGGUUGGGAGGACAUGUCGCCCUUCACUAACAGCAGCCUGCGCUGGCUGCCUGGUGAGCCUAGUGACUCUGGUUUCUGUGCGUACCUUGAGGAGCCUCAGGUGUCCGGCCUUAGGGCCAAUCCAUGCACCGCCACAGCCCACGGCCUCAUCUGUGAGAAAGCAACUGGAAACCCUAAUCAGAGCAGCCGUCCCUCCUGUAAGAAGCCGUGCUCGCUGCACACAAACUGUGCCAACUGCACCAUCCAGGCCACAGAGUGCAUGUGGUGCGGCAGUGCUCAGCGCUGCGUCGACUCCACCGCUUACGUCAUAUCUUUUCCUUACGGCCAGUGCUUGGAGUGGCAGAACGGAGAGUGUUUAG